Eublepharis macularius is the source of this 2694-nucleotide messenger RNA. Its product is annotated as vomeronasal type-2 receptor 26-like. NCBI's taxonomy places the organism in Eukaryota, Metazoa, Chordata, Lepidosauria, Squamata, Eublepharidae. Gene Ontology annotation, molecular function: G protein-coupled receptor activity. Gene Ontology annotation, cellular component: membrane. Gene Ontology annotation, biological process: G protein-coupled receptor signaling pathway. The transcript is spliced from 7 exons. The coding region runs from base 1 to 2694 and encodes 897 amino acids. The record is from RefSeq and is a predicted model, not a curated record.
AUGGAGGCAUCAGCUCACAGAGCACUGGGAGACCUCCAGGACCUCUGCUAUGAUGCCCUUGAAGGGCCCAGUCACCAGGAAGUGGAACGAGAGCAGCACCUUCUACAGGACUGGGCCAGUCACUUUUCUGUUGAGGAGGAAAAAGAAGUUUUAGCCUGGCCUGACAAACAUGUUGCUUUGAGUAUCCAGAAAUACCACCGAGAACUGGAAAAACUUGAAGAAUUGCUAAUUACGUUCCCUGCAAUUAUCAACAAAAUACACGUGAUAACCAAGUUCUUCCAGCACAUUCUGGCCUUGGCUUUUGCUGUCCAUCAAAUCAAUGAGAAUCCCAGCAUCUUGCCCAACGUCACACUUGGGUUCCACAUCUAUGACAGCUACUUUGAGGCAGCCAUGACUUACCGUACCACUCUGGACCUGUUCUUCAAAUCACAUCGAUUUCUCCCCAACUACAAAUGUGGUAUCCAGAAACCAGUAACAGGAGUAAUUGGAGGUCUUGACUUUGAAACCUCCUCACGCAUGGCAGAACUCUUACAAGUUUACAAGAUUCCACAGGUUUCAUAUGGGUCAUUCGAAGAAGGAGCAAGGGAUAGAAAGUAUUCCCCUUUAUUUUAUCGCAUGGUCCCCAAUGAAGUCUUUCAGAAUAUGGGAAUCAUUCGGUUGCUUCUACACUUUCAGUGGACAUGGGUCGGGCUUGUUGUUAUCGAUGACGAGAGUGGAGACAAUUUCUUGAACUCCCUGGAGUCUCUGUUUUCUGAGAAUGGAAUCUGCUCAGCCUUCACAAAAAGAGCUAAUAAGAAUGCUCAUACAUCUAACAUGAGUGAUCUUAUGGUUUUAAUUAAAAAAAAUGUUCCAGAUUUCAUGGAGAGUAACGUCAAUGCCCUUGUGAUUUACGGGAACACUGCAACUCUUACUUGGCUGGAAGGCAUGAUCUUGUUAACAACCCAAAUACUUCCUGUAAUGUUUCCUCAGUAUAAGUGGAAGGCAACAGCAGGAAGAGUAUGGAUGAUGACAGCCCAGAUUGAUUUCACGUUCAACGUAUUUCAAAAGUCUUAUGAUAUGCAAAUGUUUCACGGUGCUAUUUCCUGCAAUAUUCACACCAUGGAGCCUCCAGGAUUCCAAGAAUUUAUUCAAAAUAUAACCUGGUUGGGAAAAAUCGAAAAUCAUUUCAUCCAAGGGUUCUGGGAGCAGGCAUUUGACUGUAUAAUGCCAAACUCAGCUGGGCCAAAUGAUGCCAAUGAAAUAUGCACAGGGGAGGAGAGCCUGGAAGACCUCCCUACCCCUUUUUUUGAAAUGAGCAUGACUGGCCACAGCUACAGUAUCUAUAAUGCUGUUCAUGUUUUGGCACAUGCCUUGCAUGCCGUUCGCACAACGACUUUUUACCAAAGAACAGUGGAGGAUGGCAGAAGGCAGAGUAUUUUAAAUGUAGAACCAUGGAAGCUCCACUCAUUGCUUCAAACAAUUUCUUUCAACAACAGUGUCAAAGAUGAGAUUGUGUUUAAUGAACAUGGAGAAUUAGCCACUGAGUUUGAUGUGACAAAUUUGAUCACUUUCCCAAACAACUCCUAUGUCAGAGUCAAGGUUGGAAGGGUGAAUUCUCAAGCUCCUCCAGGCAAAGAGCUCACCAUUCAAGAUGACAAGAUAGAAUGGCACCCUGAACUCACUCAGGUGCCUCCAUGUUCUCUGUGCAAUGAGCACUGCCAUCCUGGUUUCAGUAAGAAAAAGAAAGAGGGGGAGAAAUUUUGCUGCUAUGAUUGUGCUCCGUGUCCUGAAGGGAGGAUCUCAGACCAAGAAGACAUGGAUCACUGUGUCAGUUGUUCAGAAGGCUAUCAUCCAAAUGAGAGGAAAGAUCAAUGCGUCCCCAAGAUGACAAACUUUCUUUCAUAUGAAGAAACUUUGGGGAAAUUUUUAGCUUGUUCGGCUAUUUUGUUUUCUCUGAUCACAGCUCUGGUACUUGCAAUCUUUGUGAAGCACCGAAAUACUCCGAUCGUGAAAGCCAACAACCGCAGCCUCACCUACAUUCUCCUUGUCUCUCUCCUGUUUUGCUUCCUUUGCAGCAUGCUAUUUAUUGGACAACCUAACAAGGUGACCUGUCUCCUCCGACAAACGACUUUUGCCAUCAUCUUCUCAAUGGCUAUCUCUUCUGUCUUGGCAAAAACGGUUACAGUGGUGGUGGCUUUUAUGGCCUCCAAGCCAGGAAAUAUGUUCAGAAAAUGGGUGGGGAAAAGAUUGUCAUAUUCUAUUGUCUUGUUCUGUUUCCUUGUUCAAAUAGGCAUUUGUGCUGUUUGGCUGGGUACAUCUCCCCCAUUCCCCGAUUUGGACGCGUACACAUUGACUGCAGAAAUCAUAGUGCAAUGCAACGAAGGAUCCCUUGCCAUGUUUUACUGUGUCUUGGGCUUCCUGGGCUUCCUGGCCACCAUCAGUUUCACUGUCGCUUUCCUGGCCAGGAAAUUACCUGACAGUUUCAAUGAAGCCAAGUUCAUCACCUUCAGCAUGUUGGUCUUUUGCAGUGUUUGGGUCUCCUUUGUCCCAACAUACCUUAGCACCAAAGGAAAAGACAUGGUGGCUGUGGAGAUCUUUUCCAUCUUGGCUUCCACUGCUGGGUUGUUGGCCUGCAUUUUUUCUCCAAAAUGCUAUAUCAUAAUACUGAGGCCUAAUAUGAACAGCAGAGAGCAGCUACUUAGGAGAAAAUGUUAA